UGAACUGUCAUUUUUUAAUAAAAGCUUGUUUGAGUGUUGGAAUAAAGAAUUAUUAUUGUCAUCAUUUAACGAUAUUCACAAUGGAUAAUGCUGAAGAGAUAUUUCAUUUUCUUGAGGAAUUUUCAAAACGUAAACAAAAAACAAUACCACAAGAACUAAAUGAUUACUUAGCUUAUGUGGCGCGUACCGGUGACCCAGUCUAUCAAUGGUCUCUGGUGAAGAGCUUGUUCAAGGAAAAAUUGCUUAAUGUUAUAACUGAUUUCUACGACACCACACCAGGUAUAGAUAUUCCUCCGUACCCUAAUGUUGACCCUUUUAAUUAUGAUAUCAUGAAAAAUAGUUUGUUGGAGAGACUGGACUCGUUUACUUCCGCACCGUUCACAGUACAAAGGAUUUGUGAGCUCCUCACUUAUCCCCGUAAGCAAUAUAACCGAGUUGAUAAGUUUAUGAGAGCCAUAGAAAAAAACAUUUUAGUUGUCAGUACAAGAGAACCGGGUUUUCAGCGUCUUCCAGAACCAGAAAAUGGCGAACCAAUGGAGGCAAUAGUUAAUGGAUCAGAUAACAACUCAGAAUAUAAUGUUGAUGUUGAAAUGGAAGACAUGUCGUGGAAAGAUAAUCCUGCUAAGCAGACCUCAGAACCUCAGCCAGGAUCAUCCGAUGCUCAUAUUUCAGUUGAUGACAUAGAAGCACGAUUGCAUGCCAAGCAAGAAACUUCCCUCACACAAGAUAAAGCUGUUACUCAAUAUGAAUCAGUUACUCCACCUGAAUUAAACAUUACUGAAAAUAUAGAAGACCCUGAACAAAAACCUAAAGAAACUGCCUCCCAGAUACCAUCAACUAGUGAAGAUGUAAAAAAUAACAAUAGCUCUGAAGAAUCACCUGAAACAAAAAUGGAUGUAGAAAUGAAAGGUGAUGUUUUGGAACCAGUUAUCAUUCCUGAAAUCAAGGUUGAUGAUGCUGAAACUACGGAACAAAAACUAUGUGAAGAAUCAAAUUUAACUAAGAAUGUUGAACCAGAUACACAAAAGGAGAGUAUUGCUCCAACUGAAAUAACUGAUAUACCAGCUGAUGAAAGUAGCUCAGAUUCUACUAAAGCUGUUGAGUCUAAAAAUACUACAGAAUUAUCAUCUAGUGAAGAGAGCUCCUCGAGUGACAAUACAGAUGGGAACAGUAAUUCUCCCAAAACAGAGGAACAUAUUGAUGUUCAAGAUGAAUCUCAAUCAAAUAAAAAAAUUGAAAAUUCAGAAAACAUUGAAACAAAUGCAACAGAAAUUUCAAAUUCAAAUACUCCAUCAAUUGAAGAAAAGGAACAAACACAUAAGAUAGAAUCUGAAAACUAUUCAAUUUCUGAUGUGCAAUCGGAAUUACCCAAAGUAUCUGUGGUUGUUGAAAAUAAAACUGAAGAAUUAGAAAAAAAAGAAAAUAUUAUUGAGAAAGAAAAAGAGGAAACUGAAAUUGUAGCAACGGAAACAAAUGCAGAGAGUUAGUAGUUUAAUAAAUAAUGUCUAGAAAACCACAACUGUCCAAUUUUGUCUAAAAACAUUUGAUAGAUAUCAUCAAUGAACAAUCUAGAGGCCAACAGAUAGAGCCAGCCAUUGAUUAAUCAGUUGUGUAUCUGUGUUAAUGACUGAUUGUGUAUUCCCCUUUGAAUAAUUUGUGACGAUAUUAGUACCUAAGAUUUUCAUAUAAUUUAAUUUAAAAUUUUGUAUUACUAAACAAAAAUCUUUUUAAUAGUAAAAUUAAUAACUAGUGGUACUAUAAUCUUAUUAAUGAGGUUAUGGUUCCAUUUAUUCUAAUCCUAAUGUUUUACAAUAAAACUUUAAAAGUAAU
Vanessa atalanta (red admiral) is the source of this 1830-nucleotide messenger RNA. RefSeq names its product serine/threonine-protein phosphatase 4 regulatory subunit 2-like (gene PPP4R2r). Gene Ontology annotation, biological process: protein dephosphorylation. The record is from RefSeq and is a predicted model, not a curated record. The transcript has a single exon. The coding region runs from base 81 to 1487 and encodes 468 amino acids. Gene Ontology annotation, cellular component: cytoplasm; protein phosphatase 4 complex; nucleus. NCBI's taxonomy places the organism in Eukaryota, Metazoa, Arthropoda, Insecta, Lepidoptera, Nymphalidae. Gene Ontology annotation, molecular function: protein phosphatase regulator activity.